AUGUCAAGUGUUGCAGAACCACAGUCCUACAAGGAGGCAGCAUCUGAUCCUAGAUGGACUGAAGCAAUGGUUGCUGAGAUCAAGGCACUAUGGAUAUUUAAAGUUAACUACAAGGCUAAUGGAGAUGUUGAAAGGUUUAAAGCAAGGCUAGUGGCAAAGGGGUAUAGCCAAAAAGAAGGCAUAGAUUACCAAGAAACCUUUAGUCCUGUUGUCAAAAUAAAGACUGUCAGGACUGUCUUGGCUAUUACUGCACAACAACACUGGCAGAUACAUCAAAUGGAUGUAUUCAAUGCAUUCCUUCAGGGAGAUUUACCAGAUGAAAUCUAUAUGUAG
Solanum tuberosum (potato) is the source of this 333-nucleotide messenger RNA. RefSeq lists its product as uncharacterized. NCBI's taxonomy places the organism in Eukaryota, Viridiplantae, Streptophyta, Magnoliopsida, Solanales, Solanaceae. The transcript has 2 exons. The coding region runs from base 1 to 333 and encodes 110 amino acids. The record is from RefSeq and is a predicted model, not a curated record.